ACAAUUAGACCCGUGAGUUAUGGUUUUGAUUGUAUGGAUAUAUUUCAAAACCAUUUUUACUUGUCCCUACUCUCUUCAGAGCUCAACUGAUAUCCCGGUAGCCGCUGCAUCUUCUUUUCUUUUCCUUUUUUUGUUUUUGUUUUUUUUUUUCAGUGAAUUUUCACAUGGAAAAUGAGCCUUUGCUGCCGUACGCGAGUCCCAGAAAGAGAACACCUGCACUGUUUCCUCUCCCAGAAAACGAUGUAGCCGUCUCUCUCCCUCUCCCGUUAACCCCAUCAGAAUUCAAAGAUAGGCUCAUAUUUGGUCCCUCUCCUUCCUCUUCCCCUUCUCCCAUUGAAUCAUCUCCACUCCUCGAUGCCUUGUCUUCCUCCUCCCCUUCGUAUUCUUCUCAUGAAAACAUUACAACUCUUCAAGACCCUCUUUUACCACAACAAAACCAACUAAAUUCAGCAGACACUUCAAGUUCAACAGACCCAAACCUCACAUGGGAAAAAACCCAUCUCCACAGGUGCAAAACAGCUCCCGCUAUUGCAGUUCUAAACGAUGUUGUCCACCCUUCAAUUCCCAAGCCUCAAUUCGGUUCCCGAUCGGUUGUAAGGCAAGCUUUUGUUCUUUUACUGUUGUAUUUGUCAUUGGGUGUUGUCAUAUAUUGGUUUAAUCGUCCUAAUUUCGUGGGUCACGAAACUCACCCUAUUGUUGAUGCAUUGUAUUUUUGUAUCGUCACAAUGUGCACGAUUGGAUAUGGUGAUAUCAUCCCUAAUAGUGUGGCUACCAAGCUGUUUUCGAUUCUAUUUGUGCUGGUUGGAUUUGGUUUCAUCGAUAUUUUGCUUAGUGGGAUGGUUAGUUAUGUGCUGGAUUUGCAAGAGAACUACUUGUUGAGAACCGUUCAACACGAGGGUCGAAAGAAGGAUUCGGCUAGAUCUUACAUAAUUGAUGUGAGAAAGGGGAGAAUGAGGAUAAGAAUGAAGGUGGGAUUGGCACUAGGAGUUGUGGUUCUUUGUAUCGGAAUCGGUGUUGGUGUUAUGCAUUUUAUUGAGAAUCUUGGGUGGGUGGAUUGUUUUUACCUCUCUGUUAUGUCGGUCACAACUGUUGGAUACGGUGAUCAUGCCUUUAAGACGUUGCCCGGUCGGCUCUUUGCUGCUAUUUGGUUGCUGGUUUCGACUCUGGCUGUUGCUCGAGCGUUUCUUUAUUUGGCCGAGGCUAGAGUGGAUAAGAGGCAUAGGAGGAUGGCGAAAUGGGUGCUUGGCCAUGACAUGACUGUCUCGGAGUUUCUCGCUGCUGAUAUUGAUAACAAUGGAUUUGUGAGCAAAUCAGAGUUUGUUGUAUACAAGCUCAAGGAGAUGGAGAAGGUACCGGAAAAGGACAUUAUGCAGAUCUGCGAGACAUUUGACAGGCUGGAUGUCGGCAACUGCGGGAAGAUAACUCUUGCCGAUCUCGUUGAGAAUCAUCAUUAAUAUCUUAGCUUUUGCUCUGUUUUAUUCAAUGGGUGAAGUUGGUCAGAAAAUCAGCAACUUGAUUCGUGUGGAUAAGCCUUUAGAUGGU
Hibiscus syriacus is the source of this 1542-nucleotide messenger RNA. RefSeq names its product two-pore potassium channel 3-like. The transcript is spliced from 2 exons. Gene Ontology annotation, biological process: stabilization of membrane potential; potassium ion transmembrane transport. Bases 165 to 1454 code for a protein of 429 amino acids. Gene Ontology annotation, molecular function: potassium ion leak channel activity. The record is from RefSeq and is a predicted model, not a curated record. Lineage: Eukaryota; Viridiplantae; Streptophyta; Magnoliopsida; Malvales; Malvaceae. Gene Ontology annotation, cellular component: plant-type vacuole membrane.